AACAGAAACUUUCAGGCGUCCCCUCCUCUCUCUCCCAGGCCAGGCUGGCAUCGGAUCCCGGGUGAUUAAUCCGAAUCUUGGGGUCCAGGAGCCUUGCACGGACUUGGAAUCAGCCGAGAUGGGAGUAGGAGGUGGCCUCCCGCAGCUACGGCAGGGGAGUGUCCGCUCAGCGCCGUGACACCACAGGGCCAGCGCGGCAUCCGGGGGCGCAGGGCCGGGGCUGGAGGCUUCCGGGAACCCCUGUCCCUCGGCCGGCCGCUGCACCCUGACAGCCGCCAGAUAAGCUCUAUCGCAGCGGCCAGAGCCGGGGGACAGCCGGAUACGGGGACCACGGAGUGCAUUCCCAGAACCAGCACCCGCGGGGACGAGCGGGCUUCGGGGAGCUUCACCCGCUCGCGGACAGUGACAGCCAGCCGGCGCAGGGCGGUGGAGCGCGGGCCGGGAGGUCCAGACCCGCUCCAAGGUCCACAGAGGGUCCUAGCUGUGUCUCUGAGCCUCAGUUUCCCCAUCUGUGAAGUUGAGCCAUCAGUUGCUCCUGCUACUUAGGAGGUGACAGCCAUGUCCGUGCGGUUGAGGUUCCUGUCCCCUGGGGAUGCCGGAGCUGUGGGGACCGUGGGCCGCAGCGCCUCCUUUGCUGGCUUCAGCAGUGCGCAAAGCCGAAGGGUCUCAAAGUCCAUCAACAGGAACUCCGUGCGGUCACGGCUGCCGGCCAAGUCCUCCAAGGCCUACGGCACGCUGCGUAAGGGCUCACUCUGUCUGGACCCCCGGCCGCAGCAAGUGAAGAAAAUCUUCGAUGCUUUGAAGAGAGGCCUCAGGGAGCACCUGUGUGAACAGCAGGCCGAACUGGACUACCUGUGCGGGCGCCACACGGACACCCAGAGGAGCUCCAGGCUGGCCUUUUACUACGAUCUGGACAAGCAAAUGCGCUUGGUGGAGAGACACAUCCGGAAGGUGGAGUUCCACAUCAGCAAGGUAGACGAGCUCCACGAAGGCUACUGUAUCCAGUGGCGUCUUCGAGAUGGCGCCUCCAACAUGCAGCGCGCCUUCAGCAACAGCACCCAGAGCCGGGCCUCCCGAGAGAGCCUGCAGGAGCUGGGCCGCAGUUUGCAGGAGUGCAUGGAGGACAUGUGCGUCAUAGAGGGGGCCUUGGAAGCUCACCUGGGCGAGUUCCAUGUCAGGAUGAAAGGUUUGGUGGGCUAUGCACGCCUCUGUCCUGGAGACCAGUAUGAGGUGCUCAUGCGCCUGGGCCGUCAGCGGUGGCGGCUGAAGGGCCGGAUCGAGCCGGAUGACAGCCAGACCUGGGACGAGGAGGAGAGGGCCUUUGUGCCCACUGUACAUGAGCACCUGGAGAUCAAGGUGACAGAGCUUCGAGGCCUGAGCUCCAUGGUGGUGGGCGCUGUGACGUGCGACAUCGCGGACUUCUUCACAGCCCGGCCCCAGCUUGUGGUGGUGGACAUCACUGAGCUGGGCACCAUCAAGCUGCAGCUGGAGCUGCUGUGGAACCCCUUGGACUCCGAGUGUCGGCUGGUGUCGCCCAGCCCCACUGGCAGGUUCUCCAUAGGCAGCAGGAAGGGCUCCCUGUACACCUGGACGCCUCCCAGCACCCCCAGCUUCCGGGACAAAUACUACCUGUCUGUCCUCCAGCAGCCAAUGCAGCAGGCCCUGCUGCUAGGUGGGCCAAGGGCCACCUCCAUCCUCGGCUACUUAUCUGACAGUGAGCUCCAGGGCGCCCCCCUGCGGAGCCGGAGCCAGGAGCUCCUGGAGAUGGACUCCUUCAGCUCCGAGGACCCCAGAGACGCUGAGACCAGCACUUCAGCGUCCACCUCAGAUGUGGGGUUCCUACCCGUUCCUGCGGGCCCCAUGGCCUGCAAAGAAGAGGAGAGCAGGGAGGAGCCCCCGCCUCCGGGCCUGCUGCCAGGCCUGGCUCACCCAGCCGGGGCUGUGCUUGUAGAACGGCCGGGCUGGAGGGAUUUGGGAGGAGAGAGGCUGGCCCUGCUGGAAGAUGCCCCCACCCACAGCCCCGAGGUGCCACGGAGACAGAAGGGCCAGGAGGAUGGAGAUGUGGGGGACGGAGUGGAGGGGCCGGUACAGGAGGUCCUGGACCUGCUGCGGUCUGCAGAUCCUGCGCAGCCCCAGCUCAGGGAGCUGGAGUACCAAGUCCUCGGCCUCAGGGACCGGCUGAAGCCCCGAGGGGUGCAGCCGGAGCCUGUGUCAGCGCAGAGCCUGAUGGACUGUAUCCUUGAGAGCUUUGCCUUUCUGAACGCCGACCUUGCCAGUGACGAGCUGUCCCUGUUUGGGGGCUCCCAGGCUCCUGAGAGGGACAGCCCCCCACCCCCACGGCCAUCAUUGAAGGUGUCGGCCAGCGAGCUCACAACCGGUGCCCCUGAGCUGGACAUGCUGCUUACUGUCCACCUGCAAGUCUGCAAGGCCCUGCUGCAGAAACUGGCCUCCCCUAAUUUGUCACGGAUGGUCCAGGAUUGCCUCCUGGAAGAAGCAGCCCAGCAAAGGCAGGUCCUGGAAGUGCUUUCAGACCUUGACUUUGAGCAGGUCAGCAAGGCCAGGUCGGUUGAAGAGAUCAUCCCACAGGCCCCUCCCAGGAAGGGUGGCCUAGCACUGUGGCGAGGAUGCACGCAGCCUGGUGAGGUCCUGGCCUGCCCUGCCUCCACACUCCUGAGCCAGCUCAAGAAGACGUUCCUCCACCGCGUCCGAGGGAAGUACCCCGGCCAGCUGGAGAUAGUGUGUCGAAGGCUCCUGGAGCAGGUGGUUGGCUGUGGUGGGCUACUGGGCACAACGGGGCUCCAGGAGGAGCCGAUGGUCACCUGGUUCCAGUUCCACAGCUACCUGCAGCGGCAAGGCAUUGCUGACCUGGAGAAACACCUCAACCAGCUCACCAAGGAAGUUACUCUCAUUGAGGAGCUGCAGGGUGCAGGCCCAGCCAAGGCCCUGAGGAAGCUGCAUGGGAGGCGUCUGGGCCAGCUGCAGCCCCUGCCACAGACACUUCGAGCCUGGGCACUACUGCAGCUGGACGGACCCCCGCGGCUGUGCAGGACGGCCAGAACGCGCCUGGCCAGCGCGGCCAGGAACAGGCGCUUCCGGGAAAAGGCUCUGCUGUACUACACCAAUGCCUUAAACGACAGUGACGACAAGUUCCAGCAGGCGGCGUGCAUGGCGCUGCAGCAGCUGGGGGCGACUGAAAGCAUCGAACAGAUCGCCAGCCUGUGUCAGUCUGACCUGGAGGCCGUGCGGGUUGCGGCGCGGGAGGCGACACUGUCCUUCGGUGAGAAAGGACGCCUAGCUUUCGAGAAGAUGGACAGACUCCAUUCAGAACAGGACGCCUUCUGCCAGGAAGCAGAUGUUGAAAUCACGAUUUUUUAAGAAGCUGUGACCAAUAAGCUCAAAUCUGGCCUCUUUCUUCCUUGAUGCUGCCUAGCCACCACAGUGUGCAAGUUUUGGAUGGCACUCCCUCACAAGCGUGAGCUGGUCAGGAUGGCUACCUGAUGUUUGGGUCGGUACCCAGCCCAGGGGCAUGGUGGUAUUUACAGAACAGAAAGAAGUGUUGUGUGAGACCUCCAGAGCCGUGGCCUUCCACCAAAUGUUUUGCCUUCUUGUUUUCCUGGGGUGCAAUGCCAGGACUGCGGGCGCUGAGGAUCAAGGGUCCAGGCCAAGGUGAGGCUCCAAGGCGGACAAGAUGGACUGAGUGUGACCCCCCUCAGCUGGGGCAGAACUGGUCCAACAAACAUGGGCUACCACAGGCAGCGGGUGGGCAGGCCCUCUUCCAGAGGCCUCAGGCCACUAGAUGAGUCGCUCCAGAUGCUGGAGCUGAGGUUUUUCACUGUCUAUGGAGACCCACAUGGGGCUCUCGGGGCUGACUCAGGCAUACCCCAUUAGAGUCUUGUAGACCAUGUGUGCUGACCUGGUAUUUAUUUGCCUCAUUCAUGUCCACUCCCUGAAGUCUCAAUUAAAAACUCUAGUUCAUGGCUACUUUGCUGCCCAGAGUAGAUAUGGGAGAUAUCUAUGGGAGGGGUGGCCAGGGCCUCAGGGCUCUCUGCAGCACCCACUGGGGAUCCUCCCUACACUCUUGAUUCCUAAGGCUCGUGGUAGGCCUUGCCCUCCUCUGGGGGGCACUUUGACGAUACCCCAGACCUUCACCAAGUCUUUGCCACACUGAUUUAUCCCAGAGUGACUAGUCAUUCACCUUCUCAUGCUGAUGUUGUCUGUGAACGCUCACACACCAUUUUCAUACCUGAAGCUUUCGGCUGGGACAGUGGCGCCAGGCCCACAGAGGGGACCAUUUGCUACACAGCAACUGUGAAUCCCCGAGGGGUAUAUGGGGCUGUGCUUUCUACCACAUCUGUCACUGUACAAGUCUGAAGUGACUUUGAAACAGGAAGUCAGUCACCUUGGGGUCUUACAGGUUUAGUCUUGUGCAAGAAUGGGAGGUCAUGCUGCUUUCGGGUCUCAUUUUCGUUUCCAAGUGUACAUCAAAUGAGGUUUGUGGAUGUCCUGAGACACGGUCUUGGGUCCAUGGUGUCUGACAGGCAGCUGGCCAAGGGGCAGUGAGGAGGCUGGCACAGGGGUGCUGGUGAUCUCUGUGAGUCUUAAGGUCCUCCAGGCUGCCAAAGGGUGGGUUCCUGAAAGAUUAGUGUGGGGUCCCCAAGUUUCCCGCAAGCUCUGCAGCAAACGCAGGCUGGCCAGUCACCAGUACAUCCAACCCACAGCAUGCUAACCCUGCUGGGCAUCUGUCUGCCUCAUGUUGGUGGGGUAGUAUACAGAUGACUGCCCACUCCAGCCCAGAUCUGUCAGGUAAAGAAAACGGAAGCACCUCAUAUCCAUGUUCUUUAAAAACAUUUAUUGUUGCAACUAAUGCAGACCCAUCAGUGAGACAGCAAGUUGGAAACAGGUGCAGUCCGACAGUUCUGUGAGGUCACAGAAGACCCUGAGACACCCCCACUGGGGCAUGCACCACCCCACACACUAUACCAGAACUCUUUAUUUUUAUUGUUGGUUUCUAUUUUUGUAAAAAUGGUUUAUUCCAUGGCCAUGAAGAAGAAAGAAUAAGAAGCAGAGGAAGAAGAAAGGAGGAAGAAGAAGGAAGGAAGAGGAAGGAAGGAAGGAAGGAAGGAAGGAAGGAAGGAAGGAAGGAAGGAAGGAAG
This is a messenger RNA of Meriones unguiculatus (Mongolian gerbil), 5153 nucleotides long. It is a transcript of the gene Ripor3, whose product is annotated as RIPOR family member 3. The record is from RefSeq and is a predicted model, not a curated record. Bases 559 to 3375 code for a protein of 938 amino acids. Lineage: Eukaryota; Metazoa; Chordata; Mammalia; Rodentia; Muridae. The transcript is spliced from 23 exons.